AAAACGUCAAAAUGACAUGAUUAGACAAAUUGAAUGAAUUUUUCGUUUAAAUGAGUUUUAAUUACCGGCGAAAGUGAUAACAGUUUGAUAACUAUUUACGGGGAAGACUUUUAACAUAUAUUUACGAGUCAACUGGUACUUAAAAAACUCGAUUUCUAAAAUGGUUUAUUCAAAUAAGGACUUUCCUGCAUUAAAAAAUGAUAGAUUAUUAAGAGCAGCUACAGGCAAGGAAGUAGAUAAAGUACCGGUAUGGGUGAUGCGUCAGGCAGGCCGCUACCUGCCGGAAUUCCAGGCGGUUAGAGCACAACAUGACUUCUUUACUGUAUGUCGGACUCCUGAACUGGCAUGUGAAGUUACACUCCAGCCUUUAAGACGCUAUGAACAUUUGGAUGCAUCAAUUAUAUUUAGUGACAUACUUGUUAUCCCUCAAGCUCUUGGUAUGACUGUAGAAAUGCAUCCUGGUAAGGGUCCAGUGUUCCCGAGCCCCCUGCAAAGUCCAAGUGAAAUAGAUCAAUUGCAAGAGGAUGGGGCUGUCUCCAGACUAACAUAUGUUGGAGAUGCGAUAACAUUAACAAGACAUAAAAUAGAAGGCAAAGUGCCUUUGAUUGGAUUUACUGGAGCACCUUUCACACUAAUGGGAUACAUGAUAGAAGGUGGUGGAAGUAAAACAAUGUCUAAGACCAAAGAAUGGCUUGAAAAAUAUCCAAAAGAUGUUCACAAACUGCUUAGUUUGCUGACAAGAGUUAUAAUUGAUUAUUUAGUUAUGCAGGUAGAAAGUGGAGCUCAGUUACUACAAGUAUUUGAAUCAAGCGCGGACCAUCUGACAAGGGAACAGUUUGCAGAAGUUUCAGCUCCUUACUUAAAAGAUAUAAGGAGCGGAGUUCAACAAAAACUUGAACAGAAACAAUUGGAACAAGUUCCUAUGACAGUGUUUGCAAAAGGCGGAGGACAUUCUUUAGACAUCCAAGCAACAUUAGGAUAUGAAACAAUUGGUCUAGACUGGACGGUGGACCCUGUGGAGGCCAGGAAAACAGUAGGUGACAAUAUCACACUGCAAGGAAAUCUAGACCCACAAGACCUAUACAAAUCUCCAGAUGAAAUUAAGAAGAUGACAAUAGAUAUGGUCCAAAAGUUCGGAAAACUAAGAUAUAUUGCUAAUUUAGGUCACGGGAUAACACCACAAACGCCGUUGGAGAGUAUGUCUGCAUUCACUGAGGCUGUUCAUGAAGCACUCUAAUAGAAGUCUCUUUAAAAAAUGGGAAUGGGAUUGUUUUUUUUUAUGUUUUUAAAUUAAAAUGCUAAUAUAUAUGAGAUGCUUUAAUGUACUAAAUUGUUACACUUGUUUUGGAAAUAUAUUGUUAUUUACAUUGAA
Papilio polytes (common Mormon) is the source of this 1372-nucleotide messenger RNA. It is a transcript of the gene Urod, whose product is annotated as uroporphyrinogen decarboxylase. The coding region runs from base 161 to 1237 and encodes 358 amino acids. Lineage: Eukaryota; Metazoa; Arthropoda; Insecta; Lepidoptera; Papilionidae. The transcript has 7 exons. The record is from RefSeq and is a predicted model, not a curated record. Gene Ontology annotation, cellular component: cytosol. Gene Ontology annotation, molecular function: uroporphyrinogen decarboxylase activity. Gene Ontology annotation, biological process: heme biosynthetic process.